AUGUUGAUCAUUUUCUUGAUCCUCCGCAAAUAUCUAAACUUUUUUACGAAGCCAUUUGCCAGAGAAAUUGAAGAAGAAAAAGAAGAGCCUCCGAUUAAAAAAUUGCCAUUCGAAGUUCUUGGAGCUAUUUUUGAAAAGGUAAGCUUUUAAAUGAUUUGUGAUAUUUCAAAUUGAAAUGUUUUUCAGCUUGAAUACGAUGAUGUUCAAAAUUUGAAAAACUCAUCAAAGUUUCUAUUCGACGCCCAUCAAUUAGAACGUCGGAUGAUUGCUGGUCCAAAAUAUGAUGCCAAUGUGUAUUAUAACAAAAAUAAGGAGCUUCGACUAGAAAUAACAAUUUUCGUUGAUGUUCCAUGGAUAAGAAUACUUCCAUUUAAAAGAACAAUUGAAUUGACAAGAAAUAUUCCAUUUGAUCAAUGGAAUUAUUAUUUCAAAAAUGCAAAUUGCAAAGAAUUAAGAAUGAUUGUUGAAGAAGAUGAAAUUCCAUUGGGAAUUUUGAAGAAAAUUAUUUGCUGUAAAUCGAUUGAGAAAUUAAUCUAUACCGGAAAAUCAAUCAAUCAGAUGUCUAUUGAUCUUCUUGCUGCAUAUAAUCCUCAGAGUUUUGAAAUUGUUCUUAAUCGUUGGAGUUUCAAAAUAUCGCAAUUGAUUAAUGUCAGCGAAACAUGGGUUUUGAUUAAAUGGCAAAAUAUUGAUGAUAUUUUUGAAGCAAUCAAAUUAACUUAUGAUACGAUUAUUAGUUUACAUCCGGAAAUUUAUGAAAAAAACGAGGAUUCUUUGAUGGUGAGUUUCAUAGCUAAAAAAAAGAAAAUACUGGGGGUAAAAAUAGCAAGUUUUGUUACAAAAAUCGACUUUUAGCCAGUUUGCUAAGCCUGGAAUUUGUUUGUUUAUAAUUAUACUAUUUUUCUAUUUUUCAGAAACUCAAGCCUAACAUUAAAUAUCAUCCUCACUUCUGUUUUCAUUUUGCAAACAAUAAGAAUACGAAUGAAGACAAAGUUCAAUCGCUCGCGUAUUUUUUGGAAAACAAUGUUUCAAAUGUUUAUGGAUGUUAUGUGGAAUGCAAAGUUGUCGAAGACGGAACAGGUCUUCAUUUUAUUUGUAGUGGUAUUCCUAUUGCUGACAGAGCUGAGGUUCGAUUUAUAAAUAAAAAGCUUCUUCAAUAUCAUAAGAUUUUUUUCAGCCAUUGAUACAACAAGAAGAGGAACAGUCUGCAGCUGUUAGGUUUGGGGGUUUUGUUGUCCUUUGUAUACUUCAGGCAAUUGCUGAAUGUUUUAUAAAGGCACUGUUCAAACUUUUUGUUAACUUUGUUAAAACAAUGCUCUAA
This is a messenger RNA of Caenorhabditis angaria, 1318 nucleotides long. Lineage: Eukaryota; Metazoa; Nematoda; Chromadorea; Rhabditida; Rhabditidae. The record is from the annotation of a GenBank genome assembly.